This is a messenger RNA of Carica papaya (papaya), 1878 nucleotides long. The record is from RefSeq and is a predicted model, not a curated record. NCBI's taxonomy places the organism in Eukaryota, Viridiplantae, Streptophyta, Magnoliopsida, Brassicales, Caricaceae.
AUGCUUCCACCGAGUAGGUCUUGAGGUAUACAGAAGGCCUAUGUUGGGUCAUGCACUAUUACUAUGAAGGCGUUUGUUCCUGGCAAUGGUUUUAUCCAUAUCAUUAUGCACCUUUUGCUUCUGAUCUCAAGGAACUUGAGCAGCUAGAUAUUAGCUUUGAACUGGGCUUCCCUUUCAAGCCUUUCAAUCAACUGUUGGGUGUCUUCCCAGCUGCAAGUGCCCAUGCGCUUCCUGAGCAUUAUAGGAAAUUGAUGACUGACCCAAAAUCUCCCAUUAUCGAUUUUUAUCCUACUGACUUUGAAGUGGACAUGAAUGGAAAACGUUAUUCCUGGCAGGGUAUUGCAAAGUUGCCUUUUAUUGAUGAAAGUCGUCUUCUUGCUGAGGUUGCAAAAGUAGAAAACACCCUUACAGAGGAAGAAGUGCGCAGAAACAGCAGGAUGUUUGACAUGAUCUUUGUUGGAACAUCUCACUGCCUCUCUGAAUACAUUUUUUCUCUUGACAAUCGCUGCAAAAAGUUGAGUUACAGAGAAAGAAUAGGAGUUAAAGAAAAACUUAAUCCUGAUUUGAGGGAUGGUAUGAAUGGUUACAUAUCCCCUUGUGCUGGGGAUGCUCGUCCUUCCAUUUUCAGGUCCCCCAUUGAGAGCAUGGAAGAUAUUUCAGGAAAUGAAGUCAUAUGUGCUUUAUAUAAACUUCCAGAUGCACAUAAGCACAUUCCACGUCCACCUUCUGGUGUAAUGUUCCCUCAAAAGAUAGUGCAAUUGGGGGAUUUGAAAGAUGAGCCUGUUUUAUGGCAUGAAGAGUCUAUGAGGAAACCAUGGAACAGAGAAAGGCAGAAAUACCAGUUUGGGGAGGCAUCACAUCAGAAGAAACCAUGCCACAGAGAAAGGAAAAACCAUCCUGGAGCCAUUUCUGGCCACCAGCUUGGGGAGGCAUCACAUCGUCUUGUCAUUAAUAGCUUACAGUUGAAGAAUCAGGUACAUCAUAAAACGGAGCCACCAGGAACAGACUAUUCUGACAUUAGUGAAACCUGUACUUCGAGACCCAAUUUUCAGACUCAAUAUGCGCAUGGUUAUGAUAAACAACGGAGGGUAUCAGCUUCGCACGCACAACAAACUGGAUAUCAUCCUCACCGCCGACGAGAUAACUAUCCUGCUGAAAACAGCAGAGAGUAUUCAAGGCCCGUGAGUUACCCAUCAGAUUAUAACGAUCAAAACAAUGGACCAAGCGAUGUAAACCAGAAUACAGCCUCGGUGUUAGAAGAUGUUGCUUACCCUUCUCUUAAAGGCGGUUAUGCUGGAAACCACCGCCACCACUCCCAUAGAUUUGGUAGCUUCUGGCAUUUGGGUGAUGGGCAACCUCAACAGGUCAAUGAGCAUGCACCUAGAGGACAUGACGACUUUGAUAAACAGGGAAAGAGUAAUAAUUGCAGCGGAAGAAGAAACAGACAACAAAGAGGGAAUUACCAAAGUGGUAACCAACAAAAUAAUCGUUAUUCUGGGUUGAGGCACAAAAGCAAGUAGGAGGCCACCAAGAUAAUGUGGCGGGUAAGAGGCUAAAUUUUCUGUUUGCUUUUUUCUUUAUUUAUCUAUUUCAAGUUUUGGUAAUGAGCAGACACAUCCGGAAUCUGCAUCAAGAUACUUGCUAAUGCUGGCAAAUGAGGAUUGCCUCAUUUCGAGAUUUAUCCCUUGUACCACAAAUUUUUUGCACCAUAGUUACACAACUUUGAUUUUUCUAUUGGUUUUUUUUCUCGACUAGGACGAGGAUUCUCAUGUCCAAUUACUUACCUACUAUUGGUUCUGUUUCUCUAGGCUACAUAUGUAAGAGGAUAGGUAAGAUAUGGAAGAUGAAGGACGUUAAUAAUUUAGUCUUAUUUGUUUA